AGGUCGGCGCAAGCGCGGAGGCCGGGGCAGUUGGCCGGCGCGCCACCGCGCAUGUGUGUCAACUACCAGGGUGGGUGCCGGGCCGGAGGCUUUAGAGUAACAGCGCAGGCACCACACCUGCUGGUGUCCCGAUGGAGCAGCGUGCUGGCCAUCCCAGCGGAGAAGCCAAAGAGGAAAGUAACGCCGUGCCUCUUUGUCCAGCCAAACCCUCCCCUAGCUUUAUUAAUCUUCCAGCAAGUUCCCCACCAGCCGCUUCCCUGAGCAUCCAGAAAACAAAGCUGCCCUCAGGAGUUGACCACAAGCCCACGGAAUGCCUGGGACUCCUGGAGUGUAUGUACGCCAAUCUCCAGCUCCAGACCCAGCUCGCCCAACAGCAGAUGGCUAUUUUGGAAAAUUUACAAGCGUCCAUGACACAGCUGGCUCCUGGGAGGGGAAGCAAGAACUCUACUCUCCCAGCCUUACCCCGCAGCCUGUUGUUAAAUCACCUGCCCCAGUCCACUAAAUGAGUCGUGGAAC
This is a messenger RNA of Lontra canadensis (Northern American river otter), 516 nucleotides long. It is a transcript of the gene TSACC, whose product is annotated as TSSK6 activating cochaperone. Gene Ontology annotation, cellular component: cytoplasm. NCBI's taxonomy places the organism in Eukaryota, Metazoa, Chordata, Mammalia, Carnivora, Mustelidae. The transcript is spliced from 4 exons. The record is from RefSeq and is a predicted model, not a curated record. Bases 132 to 506 code for a protein of 124 amino acids. Gene Ontology annotation, molecular function: protein-folding chaperone binding.